Sturnus vulgaris (Common starling) is the source of this 2439-nucleotide messenger RNA. It is a transcript of the gene PCSK2, whose product is annotated as proprotein convertase subtilisin/kexin type 2. Gene Ontology annotation, biological process: peptide hormone processing. Gene Ontology annotation, molecular function: serine-type endopeptidase activity. The record is from RefSeq and is a predicted model, not a curated record. Gene Ontology annotation, cellular component: membrane; neuron projection. NCBI's taxonomy places the organism in Eukaryota, Metazoa, Chordata, Aves, Passeriformes, Sturnidae.
AUGCCGCCGGGGCCGCCGGUGCUCCGGGCCCCCCUCCUCCUUCUCCUCCUCCUGCACUUCCUCGGCGCCCCGACCCGCGGAGCCGUCUACACCAACCAUUUCUUGGUGGAGCUGCGCGGCGGGGGCCAGGCGGAGGCCGAGCGAGUGGCUGCGGAGCACGGCUUCGGUGGGGUGCGGAAGCUCCCUUUUUUAGAAUCUGGAUACUUUUUUUAUCACAAUGGCCUUGCUAAAGCCAGGAGAAGACGCAGCCUUCAACACAAGCUUCGUCUGGAAAAGGACUCCAGGGUAAGGAAAGCUGUGCAACAGGAGGGCUUCAUCAGAAGGAAGCGAGGAUAUAGAGACAUCAAUGACAUUGACAUCAGCAUGAAUGAUCCUUUAUUUACGAAGCAGUGGUACCUGAUUAACACUGGUCAAGCAGAUGGGACUCCUGGACUUGACCUCAAUGUAGCUGAAGCAUGGGAGCUGGGAUACACAGGGAAAGGAGUAACCAUAGGAAUUAUGGAUGAUGGAAUUGAUUAUCUGCAUCCAGAUCUUGCAUCAAACUACAAUGCCAAAGCCAGCUACGACUUCAGCAGCAAUGAUCCCUACCCCUAUCCCCGCUAUACAGAUGACUGGUUUAACAGCCACGGGACAAGGUGUGCAGGAGAGGUGUCUGCUGCUGCCAACAACAACAUCUGCGGCGUGGGAGUUGCCUACAACUCCAAAGUGGCAGGUAUUCGAAUGCUCGACCAGCCGUUUAUGACAGACAUUAUUGAGGCUUCCUCCAUCAGUCACAUGCCUCAAGUCAUAGAUAUAUAUAGUGCCAGCUGGGGACCAACUGAUAAUGGGAAGACUGUGGAUGGACCUAGAGAGUUAACGCUGCAAGCAAUGGCAGAUGGUGUAAAUAAGGGCCGGGGUGGAAAAGGCAGCAUCUAUGUCUGGGCCUCUGGAGAUGGAGGCAGCUAUGAUGACUGUAACUGUGAUGGUUAUGCAUCGAGCAUGUGGACAAUCUCCAUCAAUUCUGCCAUAAAUGAUGGACGGACAGCUCUGUAUGAUGAAAGCUGCUCUUCAACCUUAGCCUCCACCUUUAGUAAUGGGAGGAAGAGAAAUCCGGAGGCUGGCGUGGCUACAACAGAUUUGUAUGGCAACUGCACCCUGCGUCAUUCAGGCACGUCUGCAGCUGCCCCUGAAGCAGCCGGAGUGUUCGCCCUGGCCCUGGAGGCUAACUUGCAUCUGACAUGGAGAGACAUGCAGCAUCUGACAGUGCUCACCUCCAAGAGGAACCAGCUUCAUGAUGAGGUUCACAGGUGGCGUAGGAAUGGCGUUGGGCUGGAGUUCAACCAUUUGUUUGGCUAUGGUGUCCUAGAUGCAGGAGCAAUGGUUAAGAUGGCAAAAGACUGGAAGACUGUUCCUGAGAGAUUCCAUUGUGUUGGAGGGUCCAUACAGGAACCUGAAAAGAUACCAGCAAGUGGCAAACUGUUCCUCACGCUGACAACCGACGCGUGUGAGGGGAAGGAAAACUUUGUCCGAUACCUCGAGCACGUCCAGGCAGUUAUAACUGUGAAUUCCACUCGGCGAGGAGACCUCAACAUCAACAUGACCUCGCCCAUGGGAACCAAGUCCAUUUUGCUGAGCCGGCGCCCCAGGGAUGAUGACUCCAAGGUGGGUUUUGACAAGUGGCCUUUCAUGACGACCCACACGUGGGGAGAAGACCCCCGAGGCAUGUGGGCUCUGGAGAUCGGGUUUGUCGGCAGCCAGCCCCAGCGGGGGGUGCUGAAGGAGUGGACGCUGAUGCUGCACGGGACUCAGAGUGCACCCUACAUAGACCAAAUUGUAAAAGAUUACCAGUCCAAACUGGCCAUGUCCAAGAAGGAAGAGCUGGAGGAAGAAUUAGAUGAAGCCGUGGAGAGAAGCCUGAAGAGUAUACUGAGCAAGAACUAGUGCUGUGUUGCAUGAUGGUGUCUUUCCUUCCCCACACCCCUCUACUCAUCAUUCUGCUAUCCAAACCUCUGUGUUAGACGUAUUACAAUGAUUGUCUCUGUAGACAAAUUAUCACCCCUCCUUGAUUUUAAAGUCUUAUAUCUCAUCAAUAAUUAUUUUAAUUGCCACUGAAGUAGUCCAUUUUUUAUCUCUGAACCACAAAAUAUACUCCCACCAAAUACUAUGUACAGUUUGUGACUGUAAAUGAUGAUUUUUCUUUUGUGUCAUACAAAUAAGUAAUAACCUGCAAAGAAGUUAAUGGCUUUUCCUUUCAUAUUUCUGUGGUAAAUGUUUGUAUUAAAAAAAGAGUGAAUUUUAACACUGGAAGUUGGUGAUAAUGAGCACAUUUUAAAAAAUGACCUUGAGAGAGGGAAUCACAAAGAAGUUGUCUAGAGAGGUCUUUGAUAUUCUCCAUCUGCAUCACUGACUUCAGUGGGACUUUUUCCAUUGGGUUCAACUAAAGUAGCACUAGACCCCCCA